Molecule: messenger RNA, 4269 nt
Organism: Sceloporus undulatus (fence lizard)
Lineage: Eukaryota; Metazoa; Chordata; Lepidosauria; Squamata; Phrynosomatidae
Gene: ROR2
Product: receptor tyrosine kinase like orphan receptor 2
Exons: 8
Coding region: 21-2747 (908 amino acids)
Biological process (GO): protein phosphorylation; cell surface receptor protein tyrosine kinase signaling pathway; positive regulation of kinase activity
Cellular component (GO): signaling receptor complex
Molecular function (GO): transmembrane receptor protein tyrosine kinase activity; protein binding; ATP binding
Source: RefSeq, a predicted model, not a curated record
UUUUGCUUUGUUUAGGUGAAAUGGAGAUACCAGAUUCUGAUGAUCCUUUAGGCCAAAUGGAUGGUCAUGGCAGACCAGUUCCAACACACAAAGGUUACUUUUUGACCUUUUUGGAACCAGUGAACAAUAUCACCAUAGUCCAGGGCCAGACAGCGAUUCUCCACUGUAAAGUGGCAGGAAAUCCAUCCCCCAAUAUCAGAUGGUUAAAAAAUGAUGCGCCAGUGGUUCAAGAACCCAAAAGGAUUAUUAUAAGAAAAACCGAGUAUGGCUCACGAUUAAGGAUCCAAAACCUUGACACCACAGACACUGGUUAUUACCAAUGUGUGGCCACAAAUGGAAUGAAGACAAUAAAUGCAACAGGAGUUCUGUUUGUAAGAAUGGGCCCAACACACAGUCCGAAUCACAAUUUUCAGGAAGAUUACCAUGAAGAUGGGUUUUGUCAGCCGUACCGGGGAAUUGCAUGUGCUCGGAUCAUUGGAAACAGGACUAUUUAUGUGGAUUCCCUCCAAAUGCAAGGGGAAAUUGAAAACCGAAUUACUGCUGCUUUUACUAUGAUUGGCACAUCCACCCAUUUAUCAGAUCAGUGUUCCCAGUUUGCCAUCCCAUCUUUCUGUCACUUUGUGUUCCCCCUAUGUGAUGAACGGUCGCGGACGCCUAAGCCCAGAGAGCUGUGUCGGGAUGAGUGUGAAGUUCUGGAGAAUGACCUCUGUCAGCAGGAGUACAACAUUGCAAGGUCUAAUCCACUCAUUCUGAUGCAGCUCCAGCCGCCUAAGUGUGAGGACCUGCCAUUGUCAGAUACCUUGGAGGCUGCCAACUGUAUUAGAAUUGGAAUCCCAGUAGAGCGGCUCAACAGAUACCACCAGUGUUACAAUGGCUCUGGAGUCGAUUAUCGAGGGACUAUCAGUGUCACUAAGUCAGGCCACAAUUGUCAGUACUGGGAUUCUCAACAUCCUCAUUCCCAUGACUUGACAAGCACAGAGUUUCCAGAGCUUGGAGGGGGACACGCAUACUGUCGCAACCCUGGAAACCAAAUGGAAGGUCCCUGGUGUUUUACUCAAAACAAAAACGUACGCAUGGAACUGUGUGAAGUUCCUUCUUGUAGUCCACGUGACAGCAGUAAAAUGGGGAUUCUCUACAUUCUGGUUCCCAGCAUAGCAAUCCCCUUGGUUAUUGCCUGCCUUUUCUUCUUAGUCUGCAUGUGCAGAAAUAAGCAGAAGGCUUCUGCUACUACUCCACAACGUCGCCAGCUGAUGGCGUCUCCUAGCCAGGACAUGGAAAUGCCUCUCAUUAAUCAACACAAACAGGCUAAACUAAAAGAGAUCAAUCUGUCCACCGUGAGGUUUAUGGAAGAGCUCGGUGAAGAGAAGUUUGGAAAAGUUUAUAAGGGUCACCUGUUUGGGACAACACCAGCGGAGCAGACACAAACAGUUGCCAUCAAAACACUCAAGGAUAAAGCAGACCUAGCCCUCCGUGAAGAAUUUAAACAUGAAGCAAUGAUGAGAUCAAGAUUACAGCACCCAAAUGUAGUUUGUUUACUGGGGAUAGUGACCAAAGAACAGCCUGUCAGCAUGAUUUUUAGCUAUUGUUCACACAGCGAUCUUCAUGAGUUCCUGGUGAUGAGAUCUCCUCACUCUGAUGUUGGCAGCACUGAUGAUGACAAGACUGUGAAGUCUACAUUGGAGCCAGCUGAUUUUUUUCAUAUUGUGACACAGAUAGCAGCAGGAAUGGAAUAUCUUUCAAGCCACCAUGUUGUCCACAAGGAUUUGGCCACUAGAAACGUACUGGUGUUUGACAAACUUAAUGUGAAAAUAUCUGAUUUAGGUCUUUUCAGGGAAGUUUACUCUGCUGACUACUAUAAACUAAUGGGAAACAAUCCUCUCCCCAUACGUUGGAUGUCUCCUGAGGCAAUCAUGUAUGGCAAGUUUUCCAUUGAUUCGGACAUCUGGUCCUAUGGAGUGCUGUUGUGGGAGAUCUUCAGCUAUGGCUUGCAGCCUUACUGUGGCUAUUCCAACCAAGAUGUCAUUGAAAUGAUCAGAAAUAGGCAAGUUUUGCCAUGUCCUGAUGACUGCCCAGCAUGGAUGUACUCACUGAUGUUAGAGUGCUGGAAUGAAUUUCCUAACAGAAGACCAAGAUUUAAAGACAUCCACAACAGAUUGAGAACAUGGGGGAACCUGUCUAAUUAUAACAGUUCUGCACAGACCUCUGGUGCAAGCAACACCACACAGACAAGUUCUCUGAGUACAAGCCCUGUUAGUAAUGUCAGCAACACUAGGUAUGUUGGGCCAAAGCAGAAAACACAAGCUUUCCCUCAACCACAAUUCAUUCAAAUGAAAGGACAGAUAAGGCCUAUGGUCCCACCUCCUCAGCUCUACAUCCCUGUAAAUGGUUAUCAGCCAAUGCCAGCAUAUGGAGCCUAUUUACCAAAUUUUUAUUCUGUCCAGAUCCCAAUGCAAAUGGCUCCUCAGCAGAUGGCUCCUCAGAUGAUCCCAAAACCUGGAUCCCACCAUAGUGGGAGUGGUUCCACAAGUACAGGAUAUGUAACAACAGCACCCUCCAAUGCUUCUGUGGCUGACAGGGCAGCUCUCCUUCCUGAAGGGACAGAGGAUGCACAUCAUAUGACAGAAGAUGUUGCUCAGAGUCUGGUCCAAGAGGAGGAGGAAGAGGAAGGCUCAGUGCCUGAGACAGAAUUAUUGGGUGAUAAUGACACUCUUCAGAUGGAUGAGGCAGAGUUUCAGACAGAAGCCUGAUGAUGGUGCCUUAUUUUUUAAAAAGCACACACACACAUACACACAUAUAAUUGAACAUCUCUUCAGUAUGCUGGAACCGGUAGUCUUUCUUAUGUGUAAUCAAUGCUUUUCUUUGGACUGCUAUACACAGCUACUGAUCCAAAGUCAGAAACGAUGUGACAAUAAUGACAUGUCAUAUGUAUAGACUUUCCUUUUCAGCAGAUAUUUGUGAAACAUGAAGAAUUGCUGUUUUUAAAUCUAGGAUUGAUUACAGUUCUUGCAGGGAAGCUGCUUUGAUAAUAUACUGUUGCUGUGCAACAUAUAGUGGAAAUUCAUUGCACAUCAUGUAUAUCUUGAACUCUGAUUGUAAUAUUUUUUUUAUGAAUUUGGGUUAAAGCAGUAACCAAAAAAGAGAGCUGAACUAUGCUUCCUCACAGGCUUGUUCUGUCUGUGAUGAGGUGUCCAAGGUAUAAUGGACAUCUUGUUAAUCUCAUUGAUAAAGUAAAUUUGUAAGGUGAGGUUGUUGUUCCAGAUCUGAAAUACAGCUAGAAUCCAGGAGAGAGAGCAGAAUGACUUGUAUGUCUUUGUCGCAGAUGUUUUUCCUGUUAAAUUCCCACAUGGAUGAAAGGAAGCGCAACCUAGGUUCUAGCAGGAAAAAUAGACAGUGCCCCAAAGAAGUGACAGGGUAAGCUAUGCACUAACUUUUAACAAAUCACAUUUUUUUGCCUGCAGGUGGCCAAAUUCGGGGGGGGGGGGCUCAGAAACUCUUCAGGACAUCCUACUGGUUGCAUUGAUCAACAAGGAUGUUGAAGUCAUUGUUAUUAUAGUUAAGAUGGUGCUACAAAAAUACACACACCCCUUCUUAGUUUUUAAAAAUAUUUUUAGUGAUUGUAGACCUUUAAAGACCAAAAUAAGCAAUAUUGUACAGAGUGUCUAUGUAUCUGUGUCUUCAAUGCUUUUUAUGAGAAGAAUCAUGUACAGACUUAUAAAUGUAAUUUAUGUUUUGAUACAUUUUAUAUGGGAUUUUUUUCAUGGCAACGUUUGGAUUUUGAAAAGAAUGCCUAUAUAAUUUAACCGUUUACAUUACAAUUUGUAAUAUUUUAUUGGAUUGGAAUUUGUAUGAUUUGGUUAUUUUGGCAAAACAGGUCCACACAUUUCAUAGCCAUAACUGUAAUACAAAUACUCCCUGAGUUCUGUUACAGUGUUGCUACACUUGCAUUAUAUUCCUAGUCUAUAAAUCCAGUGCAUGAGACUAUCCUGGCAAAGUAGCAACGCACAUUUUGUUAACAAAGACUACACUGUAAAAAUGAUAACUCACAGAUUUCUUUUUCUUCCUUUCUAAUCAUGUAAACUGUACUUUUGCUAUGUAUGUUUGGAUUCACUUGAGAUGUACCAUUAUGAGCAGCAGCCCACAUUAGUGACUGGAGCUAUUUUACUGGUUUCCAGUUUCUCUCUUGAAAUUGGUUAUGCACUGGUUGGUAAACAAUGGAAAUUUCUCUUACUUGUUAAUAUAAAUGCGAGUUGGAGACUGUUAGAAAACCAU